AUGGUCAAACUGCUCACCGGGAUUCGCCACUCCGGUGUGUUGCGGGUAGGCAGUAGAGCUGCAGAUGCAACGGUGUUAGCCUACGAUACGAAGUUUCCGAUCAUCUUGCCCAGGAAUCAUCGAAUUACGGACCUGCUGUUAGAUUUCUAUCAUCGAAAGUACGGCCAUGCCAACGAUGAGACCAUCGUCAACGAGGUGCGUCAGAAAUUUCACGUCUCACAACUACGAGUGAAAGUACGCCUGACCAGAAAACUCUGCAUGUGGUGCCGCGUGUACAAAACAAUGGCCGCCGCUCCUAAAAUGGGACCGCUUCCUGCGAUAUGGUUGAAGACGUGUGUGCGUCCAUUCACCUACGUGGGCGUGGACAUCUUUGGUCCGUAUUUAGUAAAGGUUGGACGGAGCGUAGCUAAGCGAUGGGUAUGCCUAUUCACUUGUCUCACUAUACGAGCUAUUCACCUCGAGAUGGCUGCCAGCUUAUCUACUGACGCGUGUAAGAAGGCGAUCAGGAGGUUUAUAGCACGACGGGGCUCCCCUCAGGAAAUUUACUCUGACAACGGUACAAAUUUUGUGGGAGCGAGCCGGGAGUUGCACGAAGAAAUUGGCAGGAUGCACACUGAAUUGGGCAGCACCUUAACGAAUGCACAAACCCAGUGGAGGUUUAACCCUCCUGCUGCUCCUCAUAUGGGAGGCUGUUGGGAGAGGAUGGUUCGGCCCGUAAAAUCGGCUCUUGGAAGCGUGCCGGUAGUGAGGAAGUUAGAUGACGAAUCGCUCGCUACGGCACUGGCAGAAGCUGAGAGCAUGGUGAACUCUCGACCGUUGACGUUCGUUCCGUUGGAAUCGGCUGAUCAUGAGUCGUUAACGCCCAAUCACUUCUUGCUCCUCAAUUCCAAUGGAGUACGAGAACUAGGAAAACUUCCAACGGAUGAGGGAAUGGCGUUGAGAAACAGUUGGAACAUGGUUCAGCAUACCAUAGAUAACUUUUGGCGCCGCUGGGUGGUGGAAUAUCUACCGACCAUUAUAAGACGCACAAAGUGGUUCCGAGAUGUAAGACCGAUCAAGACAGGGGAUUUGGUGCUCGUGGUGGAUGAGAAUAUCAGGAACCGGUGGCUACGUGGAAAAGUGAUCCACACAAUUCCUGGAAAAGAUGGAAUUACUCGUUGCGCAGAGGUGAUGACGUCAGCAGGGAUUUUGAAGAGACCUGUUACGAAAUUGGCUUUGCUGGAUGUAGAAAAAUCUGGUGACGCUGAACUAGAAGUUAAGGCGACACGGGGGGGGGGGAGACUGUUCGCCGCACCAGCCCCUCGAACAGGUCUGUGA
Molecule: messenger RNA, 1317 nt
Organism: Toxorhynchites rutilus septentrionalis
Lineage: Eukaryota; Metazoa; Arthropoda; Insecta; Diptera; Culicidae
Exons: 2
Coding region: 1-1317 (438 amino acids)
Biological process (GO): DNA integration
Molecular function (GO): nucleic acid binding
Source: RefSeq, a predicted model, not a curated record